AUGCACAAAUCUGCAUGGGAUAUAACUAGAGAAUGGUGGGAAGAAGUGAGGUUAAAGGUCAAACAUGCCAUCAUCUACAUGGAUGCAAAAAUGGCAGAACUGCUUCAUUGGUCCGGUGGAAUAGACAUUCUGUUUUCUGCAGGAGCAGUUGAUGUUAGGGAAUUUUCUUCAUUUGAAGCUUCAGAAGAAUCUCAAAAGAAAGCAGUGUUUAUCAUCAGUUCAUCAUUGACUGACGUGACAGUGGAAAUAAUUAGAGAUGUCGUGUCACGGAGCCAUUUCCAGUAUGUGGUUGUUAUGACAACAGUGAGCCCUGUCCUUCACCCAGGUGUGGCAUUUGCAGACAGUGACACUGUGUUUUCCCAGUUUGAGGAGAAAGUUUCUGAAUGGAUGGGAAAUAUGAAUUAUACCUCUGAGGUGAUACAUGUUCCCUUAUUUUGUGCCGAAGUCUGUCCAGGGUUUGUCAUUGCCCCAGCAUUCUCCAGCAUGUUUCCUCUACUUCAGUCAGAUGUAAAACAGAUUGCCUACCAAUAUAGCAGUUGUCAUAUGGAAACAAAGAAGAUGGCAGCCUUAGAGGAUCUAGAGCUUCUCCACCUGCCAGACAAUCUUCAGGUGCAGAUCCAGCUGCUAGCAAGUGGACUUCAUGCUUGGCUUCAAGGAAUGGAUGUCAGGGAGGAUAUUUUCUCCAUUGGAAACACCAGUCGACUUGUGGCUACAGAGCUGGACUCAUACCCACCUGCAAGAGCUCGCAGAAAGACUGUUCAGAACCGAGCGUCCCUGGUGCUUGUUGAUCGAACACUAGAUAUUGCUUCAGCUGUUACACAUCAGUUUGAUACUCUCAUGGACAGAAUAAGGAAUACAUUACCAACCCUGCAGGGACAUAACAAUGACUGCCAGGUGGAUCUUCUGGAACUUUCUAAUGUCUGCAGUGAUUCUGCCAGCCGUGUGGUUUUGCCAGGAAGUUUAGCCCCUACAGAUUUUUCCAGGCAGUCCAGCCACUUGUUGCCUCUGAUUGCCAAGAAACAAAAGGAAGCUUUGAUGGAUGUUAACCGGAAACUUGUGGAGACAGCCUCAGCUGAAAAACUUCCAUUACGGUUGUCUGCUCGACCUGGUAGAAUCACCGCUGAUCAGAUUGAUUCGACUGUUGCACUCUUCAAAGGAAAAUACCCCCUCAUGAAGAAACACCUGGACACCCUGCAAAUUGCUUUGGCCACAAGUCAGUCCCUGAAGCAUCCAGUUUCCAGUUGCCAUGACAGUGCCGUGGUCGCAGAGAAGAACCUAAUCCAAGCUGUAGCUGAUAAUGAUGAUGCCACACCAAGUGGAGUGUCCAUUUUGUUGAGGUUGAUCAUGCAAGAAGUGAAUAAACCACGCAAUGAAAGAAACCUGGAUCUGGAUGACAUGCUGUGUUUGAUCACAUACUUGUAUGCUGUUGCUGAUGGGGAAUGUGGUGAUGAAGAUGAAACAAGGCAGUUGCAGGAACAGUUUAUCAGCUGGAUCAAGCAAGACAGUGAGUGUUUGUCACCAUUGGUAAAACAAAUUGUCGGAGACAAGGUGACAGAAAGCAUUCUCUCAGACCAGAUCGAGAGUGUGUGGAAACGUCUGGAAGCUCUUGGUGACACACUAGCAAGUUUUCAACAAUUUAAGUGUGUACUUGACCCAGGGGAUGCUAUGACCCCAGCCAGCACCAGAGGCCUGCUGCGUCAGAUUGUGGAGAAGAUUGUGGAUCCUGGUAAACCUGAGCUUCUGGAUGUAGAGUACAAGUCUGGAGGAUUGAAGGACCUGCUGAAGUCAGGAUUUGGGUUUUUCAAAGGUUCCGGCAAGCCACGGCCUGGAGAUGCUCCACUUCUGAUACUGUUUGUUGUCGGAGGUAUCACAGCCGGAAAGGUGAAGCAGAUCAGGGAUGUUGUUGACAAGGCUAAGCCACAGUUUGAGGUCAUUAUUGGCAGCACCAGACUUUCCAGUAUAGAUGCUACUCUUGGGUCACUUUUCAUUGCCGAUAACAUUAAUGUUGAUGUGCUGUGA
This is a messenger RNA of Candidula unifasciata, 2019 nucleotides long. The record is from the annotation of a GenBank genome assembly. NCBI's taxonomy places the organism in Eukaryota, Metazoa, Mollusca, Gastropoda, Stylommatophora, Geomitridae.